UACGCCCACGUAAUGCGGUGCACCAAGUGAAUCUAUUUUUGUUGUCUCUUACGGUAUUUUUAUCUGCUCGAACUGGAGUUUAGUGACUAUCUGGUGUCGCCUUGAAGAUGUCUAAUAAAGAUCUGGAGAAGCUGCAGCAAUUGUUGCGAAAGGAAAUACAAACCCAUCAGAUACUUGUGACAAAGAUCAGGAGUGAACCAAAUAAUGUUGAACUGCGUAAGAACCUUCAAGACCAGCAGGCGAAGAUUACUUCUCUUAGUGAAAAGCAGAAAAAAGUUGUGGAACAGCUGCGCUCUGAUCUUGGAGUGAGGAAACCCUCCACACAACAUGAAGGGAAAAUCACACAACUUCAAAUCAGUGCACAGCCCCUGACAACAUCACAACACCUCAACAUCCCUAAUCGUGUGAAGGCCAACAUGCUCGGCAAUCCAACCACUAAACAACAAGUAGCACCUGCAACCAUCCAUACCACCACCACCACCACUGCCACGCCCAUUACCGGUGGAGGAGGGGGAGGGGGCGCCCAGCACACCCCUUCCACCCCCACUCGACUGUCCAUCCUCACAAACAAACCAUCAGUGAUCAGCAUCAAGGUGCCAAAUAUUUCCAAUCGGUUGAACUCUGUGGUGAAGAGACCAACUUCACAGAACCUGUCUAAGGAACUUGACUAUAUGGCAAAGCAAUACAAGCGUCAAUUUCUUUCUACGAGACCUAAAGACAAUCCACUGCCCUCAUCAAUAUCGAGUAUCGCCGUCUCUCAGCCGUCAUCAUCGUCAACGUCUUCUACAAGUUCUACGACUAGCUGCCAGAAGAAGCCUCUUACUGCCGAAGAAACGAAACUUGAAUUCAUGGCAUCCAUUGGCCUGGUCACCCCAAAGACGGCAGAGACAUUACAGAGUAAGCGGUCAGAAAGGAAAAGAAGAAGUACUGCCAAUCCACAGUUCUCAAAGUUUGACAAGCAUGAAUUAGAGAGUCGGAGAUCGGCUACAAGUUAUCUAGCUGCUGCAAACGGAUGGUCAGGAGAGAAGAGAAGAAAAGCUGCCAGGCCUGCAAGGUUUGCAGAUGGUGCUGGGUCGGAAAAUGUAGGAGUCAAUGGUGUUCCUAAACAAGAGUCCGAUGGCCAUGAGGAUAUAUGUGCAGUAUGCAGGCAGAUUGGUGAGCUGUUGAUGUGUGAUACCUGUAACCUUGUCUAUCACCUGGGCUGCCUGGACCCGCCCCUCUCGUCUGUACCCCCAGGAGCCUGGAGCUGUCCUCAAUGCAAGUUAAAAGGCAAAGACAAGCCGGAGAACUGGCAAGGGACCUUGGCCGUCGUGCAUGCCUUCUUAUCCCACAAGCAGUCUAUGGAAGAUGAGAAGAAGAAACUUGGUCGCCGGGCCGCAGAGCUCAGGAUGCAGAGGGUUCAACUAGAGGAAAAAGCUAAACAUCUCAAUGAUGCUAUCACAAAACAAAGCAAGGCUAAUGAAUCCCUGAUGACGUCCUUCCGCAAGACGGAAGCAACGAUCACCCAACUCAAAGACUUUCUAUCAAUCUUUAUCUCUCUCUUUUGUUCUUACAGAAACAAAGCAAGGCUAAUGAAUCCCUGAUGACGUCCUUCCGCAAGACGGAAGCAACGAUCACCCAACUCAAAGACUUCCUAUCAAGCUUUCAGGUCAAGACAGAACCCAUGGACACCCAAUAACAAAGACCUGAUCAGCAUAGAUUUGUAUGAUUUUUAUAUCAGUUCUUUUCUAAACUCGUAUUCUUGGGGG
Molecule: messenger RNA, 1748 nt
Organism: Lytechinus variegatus (green sea urchin)
Lineage: Eukaryota; Metazoa; Echinodermata; Echinoidea; Temnopleuroida; Toxopneustidae
Product: PHD finger protein 21A-like
Exons: 12
Coding region: 108-1583 (491 amino acids)
Source: RefSeq, a predicted model, not a curated record